AUGUUCUACAGAAAUGCAUCAUGGAAAGAAAACUAUCAAGGAGAAUUCAUAUUAUUGGGAAUGGCUGACCGCCCAUAUUUGGAGAUGGUGCUCUUUGGACUUGUUCUGACCUGCUACAUGAUGAUCCUGUUUGGCAACACAACCAUCAUUGUGGUAUCAAGAUUAGAUCCCCAUCUCCAUACCCCUAUGUAUUUCUUCCUCAGCAACCUUUCCUUUCUUGAUAUUUGUCUUACCACCAGUCUUGGGCCGCAUAUGUUGGUGAACUUCUGGAGAAAAAGCAAGACUAUCACGUAUGGUGCCUGCGUGGCUGAGUUAUACAUCUCUCUUGCUCUGGGCUCCACGGAGUGUGUUCUGUUGGCUGUCAUGGCCUAUGAUCGCUAUGCCGCCAUCUGUCAUCCACUGCGUUAUACUACCAUUAUGAGCCAUUCUCUGUGUUUCACAAUGGCUGCUAUCUCAUGGGGAAGUGGCUUCAGCAAUUCAGUAGUACAGACAGUCAUGACCCUUAGUCUUCCACGUUGUGGACAGAACCAGAUAGACAACUUUUUCUGUGAGGUACCAGCCUUGAUCAAAUUGGCCUGCGUGGACACCUCUGUUAAUGAGGCAGAGCUCUUUGUCUCAAGUGUGGUGAUCCUUCUACUACCUCUGGGUCUCAUAGCAAUCUCUUACAGCUACAUUGCUGCUGCUGUACUGAGGAUCCGUUCAGCUGAAGGGAAGCGGAAGGCCUUCAACACCUGUGCCUCCCACUUGAUGGUGGUGUCACUCUUCUAUGGCUCAGGUAUUUGUGGUUAUCUCCGAUCUCCGUCCAACUAUUCCCGUGACCAAGGAAAGAUUAUUUCCCUCUUCUAUACCUUUGUCAACACCAUGCUUAAUCCACUGAUCUACACUCUGAGGAACAAAGAGGUACAUAAAGCCAUUCAAAGAAUCCUGUGGCAUGAAAUUCGACCUGGGAUUCAGUCUGCCGUUCUGGUAUUCUGA
Protobothrops mucrosquamatus (brown spotted pit viper) is the source of this 975-nucleotide messenger RNA. Its product is annotated as putative olfactory receptor 2B8. The coding region runs from base 1 to 975 and encodes 324 amino acids. Gene Ontology annotation, molecular function: G protein-coupled receptor activity; olfactory receptor activity. Gene Ontology annotation, biological process: G protein-coupled receptor signaling pathway. NCBI's taxonomy places the organism in Eukaryota, Metazoa, Chordata, Lepidosauria, Squamata, Viperidae. The transcript is spliced from 2 exons. Gene Ontology annotation, cellular component: membrane. The record is from RefSeq and is a predicted model, not a curated record.